UUGGCAACUAUUUUAAAAACAUUGUGCGGCGGCGCUGCCAUUUUGCAGCAGAAUAAUUUUCUGUUCGUUUAUUGCGUACAAUACAAUUUCCAAGAAGAAAUCCCAUUGUAAAUCCUAGUGUACGUUAGAAACAACGUUUAUGAAGUGCAAAUUUGUUUGAGCAAGUUCAUAGAAGUGUUUAUUUUGCAUCAAAAUGGCUGCCAGCGAUUCAGGGACGGACGAAUCACUGUAUCCGAUUGCUGUGUUGAUCGACGAACUGAAGAACGAGGAUGUCCAAUUGCGGUUGAACUCGAUCAAGAAACUGUCCACCAUAGCCCUGGCCCUGGGCGUGGAGAGGACGAGGUCUGAGCUCAUCCCCUUCUUGACAGAAACCAUUUAUGAUGAAGACGAAGUGCUAUUGGCAUUGGCUGAACAACUUGGAAACUUCAUCAACCAUGUCGGUGGAGGUGAAUUCGCCCACUGCCUGCUCCCGCCCUUGGAGUCGCUCGCAACCGUUGAGGAGACGGUGGUGCGAGACAAGGCCGUGGCCUCGCUGAGGGCCGUGGCCGCCCAUCACUCCCCGCAAGCCCUGGAGCAGCACUUUGUGCCGCUGGUGCAGAGACUCGCCGGCGGAGACUGGUUCACCUCACGGGCAUCUGCCUGUGGACUAUUCAGCGUCUGCUACCCCCGCGUCUCCCUCCCCGUAAAGGCAGAACUCCGGCAGCACUUCCGCACGCUCUGCCAGGACGACACGCCGAUGGUGCGCCGCGCCGCCGCGUACAAGUUUGGGGAGUUCGCGAGGGUUGUUGAGGUGGAGUAUGUGAAGCUCGACCUGAUACCCAUGUUUGUUACGCUGGCUGAGGACGAGCAAGACUCAGUCCGCCUCCUCGCAGCCGAGACCUGCGCCGCCGUGGCCGCCCUCUUACCCCCUGAGGACAUGGAGCAGCUGGUGAUGCCGACCGUGCGCACGCGCGCCGGAGACACGUCGUGGCGAGUGCGGUACAUGCUGGCCGACAAGUUCGUGGAGCUGCAGGAGGCGGUGGGGCCGGAGCUGGCGCGCGCGGACCUGGCGCAGAUCUUCCAGACGCUGCUCAAGGACUCCGAGGCGGAGGUGCGCGCCGCCGCCGCCGGGAAGGUGAAGGACUUCUGCAUGAACCUGGAGCCUGCCCACCAGGAGCACAUCAUCAUGACGAUGAUCCUGCCCCAGAUCAAGGACCUGGUCGGGGACCCCAACCAGCACGUCAAGUCCGCACUGGCCUCCGUCAUCAUGGGCCUCAGCCCCAUCGUGGGCAGACAGAACACCAUCGAGCAUCUGCUCCCAUUAUUCCUCACACAACUCAAAGACGAGUGCCCUGAGGUACGCCUCAAUAUUAUUUCUAACUUGGAGUGCGUUAACGAAGUCAUCGGAAUACAGCAGUUGGUCCAAUCGCUUUUGCCUGCUAUAGUGGAACUUGCUGAGGAUACUAAAUGGCGCGUACGUCUGGCCAUCAUUGAGCAUAUGCCACUGCUAGCGGGACAGUUGGGACAGGAGUUCUUCGAUGAAAAGCUGACUGGACUCUGCAUGAGCUGGCUGAUCGACCACGUCUACGCUAUCCGUGAAGCGGCUACCCUCAAUGUCAAGAAACUGGUGGAGCAAUACGGACCAGCCUGGGCGGAGACCAACGUCAUACCCAAAGUGCUGGCCAUGUCACGAGAACAGAACUACCUGCACCGCAUGACGUAUCUGUUCUGCAUUAAUGUUCUCUCAGAGGUGUGCGGCAAGGAUAUCACAACUAGAGUCCUUCUGCCGACGGUUCUGUCAAUGGCUGACGACAACGUUGCCAACGUUAGAUUCAACGUUGCGAAGACGUUGCAGAAAAUGGCGCCGUUCUUGGAACCGGCCGUGAUCCAGCCCCAAGUCAAGCCAGUGCUGGAGAAGUUGAAUGUGGAUCCGGAUGUCGAUGUCAAGUACUUCGCCUCUGAAGCGAUCGUCGGGAUAGCUGGUUAGAGUUUACGUUAGUCGUCACAGUAACGUUAGUAUCUGUAUUCCCUUAGUAGAUAUUUAUUCAACUAUCUAUAUUGGAUUUGUAUCAGACAAGAGAUUGAAAUAUGGCCAUUAUAUCACCGAGAUACCUUCGAAACCAAGCAUCGGUAUUCAUUGUCUAAGUUUUGCCAUCUUCAUACAUAUGUACCUACUCUGUCAUUGCCCAUUCCUAUGAACCCACGAAUGAUUUAUAGUUUCACUUUUUUAUUAGUGUUUUGUAUGUAAUAAAUUGUUUGAUUUGGAGAUUUAUUUUGACAGCAUUUAAAACUCUGCACUUAAAUAUUGUAAGUAACAAAUAAAAUUAUGUAAAAAGUA
Messenger RNA from Plutella xylostella (diamondback moth), 2317 nucleotides. RefSeq names its product Protein phosphatase PP2A regulatory subunit A. Gene Ontology annotation, cellular component: nucleus; cytoplasm; protein phosphatase type 2A complex. Gene Ontology annotation, molecular function: protein binding; protein phosphatase regulator activity. Gene Ontology annotation, biological process: protein dephosphorylation. The record is from RefSeq and is a predicted model, not a curated record. Lineage: Eukaryota; Metazoa; Arthropoda; Insecta; Lepidoptera; Plutellidae.